ACAGAUUCGGUGAGAGCUUCUCGAGUACAAGGGACAGACGAACACUGGACCUUCCUGGCCGCACGCUUUCAGCAUUGUUUCUGACCGUCACAACAAGAAGAUGCCACUGGGUGAGGAUUGCCAUUCCUGGAAGAAGAAGACCUCAGACGUGAAGGAGAAGUAUGACUUCAAAGACACUCUGGGAACGGGCGCUUUCUCCGAGGUGGUCUUGGCUGAAGAGAAGAGGACCCACAGACUGGUGGCUGUUAAGUGUAUCCCUAAGAAGGCAUUAGAAGGCAAAGAAAACAGCAUUGAGAAUGAGAUUGCUGUCUUGCACAAGAUUAAACACCCCAACAUUGUAUCUUUGGAAGAGAUAUUUGAGAGUAAAUCACACCUCUACCUUGUCAUGCAACUGGUUUCUGGUGGGGAACUCUUUGAUCGUAUCAUAGAGAAGGGCUUCUACACAGAGAAAGAUGCCAGUAAGCUCAUAAAGCAGAUUCUGGAUGCUGUCAAAUACCUCCAUGACAUGGGCAUUGUGCACCGUGACCUGAAGCCAGAGAACCUGCUGUAUUACAGCAUGGAGGAAGACUCCAAAAUCAUGAUCAGCGACUUUGGUCUGUCUAAAAUUGAGGGCUCUGGCAGUGUGAUGUCAACAGCCUGUGGAACACCAGGAUAUGUUGCCCCUGAAGUGUUGGCACAGAAACCUUACAGCAAGGCGGUGGACUGCUGGUCCAUUGGUGUCAUUUCAUAUAUUCUGUUGUGUGGAUAUCCUCCGUUCUAUGAUGAGAAUGAUGCCAAACUGUUUGAACAGAUCCUGAAAGCAGAGUACGAGUUUGAUUCUCCUUAUUGGGAUGAUAUCUCUGAUUCAGCUAAAGACUUUAUUAUGCAUCUCAUGGAGAAAGACCCAAACAUACGUUACACCUGUGACCAGGCUCUGCAGCACCCGUGGAUUGCUGGGGAUACCGCCCUGGACAAGAACAUCCAUGAGUCUGUCAGUGCUCAGAUCAAGAAGAAUUUUGCAAAGAGCAAGUGGAAGCAAGCAUUCAACGCCACUGCUGUGAUUCGUCACAUGAGGCGUCUCCAGCUGAGCACAGGUAGUGAAGGACCCAACCCCACAUUGCCCAGUCCGUGCCGAGCUCACCUGCUGAUGCCAGAAAAAGAUGGAGAAGAUUGUUGUGAGGGCGGGUGCUCCCAAAACGUUGAUGGAGGAGCAGACCCUCUGUCCAGCUGCACCUACCGCUGCCACCCAACCAGCAGUGUGUGAUUCAGAACCCCCUUCAUGUACCUGUCUUUCAAUCCUAAGUCACUUUCCAAUUUUAACCCCCUCGGUGGAACCAGCGGCACCAUCUCCCCCCUUGUCUGGCUAGGAAUACAGCGUCAUUCCAACCUGUUGCCUGCAGGGGGAGCAAGCCUGUCAAGCCUGAGAGGGAAGAUCUAAAAAGGGUUGAGAAGGGGGUGGAGGGAGACUUGAUGUCAAUGAGGAUGAUGCACCAGAGCGGAUCAUUUUUAGGAUAAGUUGAAAUGGAUACCAAGGAAGGAGGGGAAGACUACCUCCCCCACCUUCUUAUAGGGGGGAUUGUUUUUGCAGGAACAGGACGGAGCUUGUUGGACAUGUUUUUUUUUGUAGUUUUUUUUUUCAACUUGUCUCUCUGUUAAAUUGUUUUGUAUAUCUUUGUGUUGUUUUAUGAACCUCCUACUUUUAGAUUCUGGAGUGUAAAGCCAAAAAUAAUUUUAAAAAAGUAUCUGCAUGACUAGGAGAGAAUUUCCCAUCGCAUGUUUUAUCUUAAAAACGCACUGUUAAGCAGACUUGCAGUGUCACAGUACAUCAGAACAAUGCAGAAUUUUUUAUAUGCUUUAGUGAAAAAAGUGAGUCAAAUCUUGUGAUUUUACAGAUUUGCUUUCUAUGUCUUUAAGUUAUGCUUUUAGACAAUCAGUGGCAGAAUAGUUUACCCAACAAAAACUCAAUUUAUUUGUGUAGCCUUUCUUGUGGCAUUACAGUGUUUUCAUGCAGUGGUUUGGCUUUUUGGGAGGAAAUGGCUUCCCCUUUCUCUUUCUUUCCAACUCAAAACCUCUUUAACAGGAGAUUUUUUUUUUGUCUAAGGUGCCUUUAGGAUAUCCUUAUGAUGGAGUUAUUGGUGAUAGGUAGUUUCUAUAAAAAACAAUCAAACAAAAACCUUUUCUUCCUCCUACACUUUUUUGUUUGUGUCACAUGUAACUUAAACUGAAAUCUUUAAGCCUGUUUACUCCUUGAAAUUAAUAAAAAAAUGAAAAUUCUAACAGAAAAUAGCAUCAGUAUUUAGAUGUGAAUUGGAGAAUCAAAUAUAAUUUUAACACUUCAGUGGAGAGCUUCAGGUUAGUAUUUAUAAACAUCAGCAUCCCAGGCUCUCUGAGGCUGGAACAAAAAAAAAAGAGAAAGAAAAGAAAAUGAAUAUGCAUCUGUCAUCUUGUACUGUGCUGCUGUGCUGGUGCUUUCUGUUGUCACAGCGCUCCCUUUAAGCAUAUUCCUGUCACAUACAGCCUUUGUAGAUUAUAAAAAACAAAAUAAACAAACCUUGAUUGAAGACUUGGAUGUGCAUCAGACUGACUCACCAUCUUACUCUACACUGUCUGUGUAUGUAUGCACCAAGUUUAUAUUCAUCAUGUUAUUAUUUUUAUUUGGCACCCUUUAGAAAUGUGACAUAGACAAACACACUCUGGUGUCUUGUCUUUUUUUUCAAAGUCUUUUAAAGUAAAUUUAAUAACUUGCUCUUAGUGCUGUAUACCACACUUAUUGUAUCAGAUAUAGAACGGCUUUAUACGAAAUGACUUCUUAUAAUGUGUUCUUCAUGAUCUGGACUUGUUGCAAUCACAUGGCUCAAAGGUUCAAGAGGCAGUGAAAAUAAGGAUCUUCCACUGACAUGAACUUCUCUCAUCCUCUGAUCUGUUGAAAUAAUUACAGUUCAUAUUUAGGCUCCUUCUCUCUCGUUUAUGACAAUGUUUGCUUCUGUCUGGUUAUGAUUCGAAUUGGAUUGAACUUACUAUUUAGUAAAUUAGAUGACUACAAUGAGAUGAGUUCUUGUGAAAGAUUCAGUCAAAGAGAUUUAACCAGUAAUAAAUUUUAUUACUCUAAUUCCUAAUCCUGUCAUGCAGAUGAGUGAAGAGCAGCAGAAAAAAGCUUGGUUGUGCUGCUUCAGAAACUAUUUUUGAGCUUUACUGUGCAUUUUGUUGGGUAAUUGGUGUGUUGUGUCUGGACAUUGAUGGACGUGUUGACUUCAAAUCAUAAAGCACAUUUAAGAUUUUUUCCAGAUAUAAUUAAAAGUUUUUAUUUUUUGAAUUUCUGUCACAGGGAACAUAAAAGCAGCAAAAGCCUAAUCCGAUUUUAUCAGCAGAUUUAAAACUGAUGAUAAUAACAGUUGUAGCACUUUUGAUUAAUUCCCUAAAUUGUUCUUUCACUCAAAUUGAUCUUCUGUCAUAAAAUUUGAUCAUAUAUGUAAGCAUAUUUUAUAUUUUCUUUACUGAUUCAGUGCAUUUUAAGCCAAAAGUUAAAAAUAUGAAAUGUUACCCUUAAACCUGUACAAAAUAAAUCUAAUAUUGAAGUAGAGGUUUGUAAUAAUUAUUUAGCAAAGACUAUGAAAAAAUGUUCUUUUUUGGUUUUGUGCUGACACAGACAACAUUUAUACAUUCCACAGCAGCCGUGAUGCUGACAUACAAAACCAUAUCUCAUUUCCUGAUUACUCAGGCACCUUGGAAGGAAACAUCAGGAGUGAGAUUCAGGAACAGAAGACUGACCUCAUCCUUAGAGGGGCUUAUCCAUUUGGUGGUGGUGGUGGUGGUUAGACUGCUGUAGCUUUGGCAUUUGAAUUGAUAACACAUAUAUUCCUCUUGUAGACUUUUUACUGCCUCAGUCUAAAGGAAAAGCAACAUGUAUAUGAAUGUUUUCCCUUUGAUUGCUGCUCAUAAUUUGCUUGUAGAGAAUGAUCAAUGUGUGGUUAAAGAAAAUCUGUUGUACAAAUUAGUAUUUGUAACAUAAAUAUGUUGCCUUUUGAUAAAUGCUGUUUGGGCUACAGUGUAAACUGUAAACACAGAUGUAAUGCACCAUGAACUGUUGAAAAGUGAGUAUUGCAAAGUGUAAAAGCCAGUGAUUUGGAAGACUAUGCUUGCUUGGAAGACAUUUGUCAGUGACACAUACAUUAAAUUUCCUUCUAUGCAUUA
Molecule: messenger RNA, 4170 nt
Organism: Melanotaenia boesemani (Boeseman's rainbowfish)
Lineage: Eukaryota; Metazoa; Chordata; Actinopteri; Atheriniformes; Melanotaeniidae
Gene: camk1b
Product: calcium/calmodulin-dependent protein kinase Ib
Exons: 12
Coding region: 101-1243 (380 amino acids)
Biological process (GO): peptidyl-serine phosphorylation
Cellular component (GO): intracellular anatomical structure
Molecular function (GO): calmodulin binding; ATP binding; calcium/calmodulin-dependent protein kinase activity
Source: RefSeq, a predicted model, not a curated record